Molecule: messenger RNA, 732 nt
Organism: Arctia plantaginis
Lineage: Eukaryota; Metazoa; Arthropoda; Insecta; Lepidoptera; Erebidae
Source: the annotation of a GenBank genome assembly
AUGGCUGAGAGAGCACCCGUAUCUAGCGAAGAAACUCUAGUCCGUUAUGACAAUCCUGUUUUGGUAACAAAAAAGAUCGAAAAAGUCCCUUCACCUCGAGCUGGUGCAUCUGUACAACCAUGCAUACCGACUGAAGCAAAACGUGAGACUGAAGAGAUACUGAAUGCUAUUUUGCCACCUAAAGAAUGGGAAGAAGAUGGUCAAAUCUGGACCCAAAAAAUUUCCUCGACGCCAGCGACACGAUUGGAUGUGAUAAAUCUUCAGGAAAUGCUUGAUACACGUUUACAACAAAGACAAGCUAGAGAAACCGGUAUUUGUCCAGUACGGAGACAAUUAUACACUCAAUGCUUCGAUGAACUUAUACGACAGGUUACUAUAAAUUGCGGCGAAAGAGGUCUCUUAUUACUACGCGUUCGUGAUGAGGCGAGAAUCACGAUGGAAGCUUACCAAACCUUAUAUUGUAGUUCUAUCGCUUUCGGCAUGAGAAAAGCUUUGCAGUCGGAACAAGGAAAAUCAGACCUUAUGGAUCAAGUGGCAAAGCUCGAGGCCGAACGUUCAUCUUUGGAAAAAACGUGCAUGGAAUUGAAGCAGAAGACUGAACAGUUGGAGCGACGAGCUGCCGAACUACGAGCUGCUGAAGAGAAACGCCACCAGGAAGAGUUGUUGGCGCUGAAGAAGACUAACGCACAACUAAAGGCGCAAUUGGAAGGCAUCAUCGCGCCGAAGAAAUAA